AUGAACAUCGACGGCACUAGCCCUGGUAUCUUUUCGACCUUGGAUCUUCCGACAGAAUCUCAAAGAAUGCAGAGGGAAGAUACUUAUAGGGUGUUAUUGUCAACGAAUAAUGAGGGAGGAGAUGGGAAUGCAACUUCUGAUGAAAAUAAGGCUGAACCAACUGAGAACAAGGCUGAGGAGCCUGUACAGCAGCAGGAGCCACCUCCAAUCGAAGAGCCUCCGGCGAGUCGUAUUCCUACGUAUGAUGAGUUUGCUAGGUUCAAGGAUUCUAGUAGACCUCCUGAUAGUCAUUACCCUCCAGGCCCUGGCCCAGGAUAUAGGCGAUCACGUUCUGCUGAGAGCUCUAGGUGUAAUCAUUUGUUAGUAUACUGCAGUUUGUUUUUUAUCUUUAUAUUUUUUAGAUUGUAA
This is a messenger RNA of Spodoptera exigua (beet armyworm), 408 nucleotides long. NCBI's taxonomy places the organism in Eukaryota, Metazoa, Arthropoda, Insecta, Lepidoptera, Noctuidae. The record is from the annotation of a GenBank genome assembly.